AUGACUUUAAUUUUUCUAAUAUAUGAUAAAACAUUGAAUGUGUUACAUGCCACCAUUUUACAGUAUGGUAGGAUUGAUUCUAAUAAUCAAAAGAAUAAUCAGGAUCAGAAGAAGGGAUUAAAUAAAAUUGAACAAUAUUUUACAACAUUAACCUUACCAAAAAAAUGGUUUAAAUAUUUUUAUUCAUUUGGCACAAUAUGGAUUAGUUUAAUAAUACUAGAAAUUUUGAUUUUGCCAGCAACUACAACUACAUCAGGAGUAAAUAAUUAUGUUAAUCUAUUUUCAAAAAUGGUCAAUUUUAUUGAUUAUGAAUUACCAAUGAAAUUUUCAUGGGUAAAUUACUUGGAAGAAGAAGAAGAAUAUAAUUAUUAUAAGAAACAGCCAUUGUCUGAAACUAUAUUGGCAAUGAUAAUGAUUGAAAUACAGGUUUUGCGUAGAUUCUAUGAAAGUUAUUUCAUAGAGAGACCAUCCGAUACAUCCAAAUUCCAUUGCGAUGACGUGUGGACAAAAGAAGUUGAAUUUGUGGACUUUUUUUCUUGGAACAUAAUUUUAGCUUUAACAUUAUUUAUUUAUGGAUCAUACCAUCAAAAUAUUUUACAUCGUAUACUUGCUUCAUUACGUUCCAAUCAAAACCACUCAACUUACUCAGUUCCUAAAGGAGAUUGGUUUAAUUAUAUUUCAUCACCUCAUUAUUUCGCUGAAAUAUUAAUUUAUGUGAGUUUUGUAAUAUUGACAAAAGGUCUUAUAAUAACCAAUUGGAUAAUAUUGAUAUGGGUAGUGGUGGCGUUAAGUUCUGUAGCUAAAGAGAAUGAGAAAUGGGCACAAACCGAUGCACCAGUAUCUCAACCAAUUGUUCCUUUCAAUCCUAAAAGAGUUUAUAAAGUUGCCCGUUACGUCAUAAAUAGUUUCUAUGAGAAUGUAACGGGUCCAUUCCUACCCUCAAUAAUCCAAUAUGGUUGGCAUAAAUUAUCAAGCGAACGAAUUGAAUCUUUUACAGCAAAAAAUAUUAUAUACGGUCCAAGACCAAGAAAUCGUUUGGAUGUUUAUGUUCCAAAUAGACUCUCAACGACAACACUUAAAGGUCAUCAUGAAGAAAAUUUAUUGUUUGCAAAUAAUAAUAAUGAAUCUCCUGUUAUAAUAUUUAUUGGCAAUUCUUGGAAUUCUGGAAACAAGGCGACUUGUAUGCCAUUUGCAAAUAAUCUUCAAAAUCAAGGUUAUGUGGUGGUAGUUCCUGAUAUCACUUUAUAUCCACAAGGUAAAAUUUCAGAGAUGGUAUCAGAUGUACAAAAUUGUAUUUAUUGGACACAUUCUCAUAUCAGGCAAUAUAAAGGAGAUCCAUCACAAAUUUAUUUGAUGGGACAUUCAGCCGGUGCUCUCAUUUCUGCUUUAACUGUGGUCCAUAAUAUUUGUGCUACUUUACAUGUCCUGCCAUUCAACAACUCAAGUAUACAUCUUCCUGUGUUUAAUAAUAAUCCAUUUAAAAGAUCCGAACUACCAAGAAUUGCUGGUUUAAUGUUAUUUUCUGGAGUUUAUGAUGUGACUUAUUAUUAUGCAUAUUUACAUAAUAUGGGACUUGAACAAGUUCAUGCUAUGCCAAGAGUCAUGGGGAACACAUCUGAAUCUUUUCUUCAAUGCUCUCCAACUUAUUUACUAAGUAAACUAUUAUCUCGUCAUGAUCUUCGAGAACAAGUUAAAAUGAUGUUACCAAAAAGAGUAGUUUUAAUUCAUGGUGAAAAUGACAAAUUUACUCCAACAACAUCAACUAAGAACUUUUUCCAACUUUUAGAUUCAAUAGGGAUGGGUACUUCAUUCGUUCAAUUAAAAAUCUAUAAAGAUCUUAAAUAUGUAAGUCCACUUACCGACUUAAUUGUUCCGACGAAAAGGUUGUGUGUUCUAUUAUUAGAAGAUGUUAAAGAAUGUUGCAAGGGCAAUUUGGGUAUGGUGAUGAUGGGUGGAAGAUUAUCCGAAAAGAAAAAUAGUGACAACGAUGACGAAGAAGAGGAUAAAGGGUUUGGCGAAGAAGAAUUAGAUUUCAUUGAUAAACUUUACAAUGAAAAAUCAACAAAAAAACAUCUAAUUCUACGAAACGUCAUUAAUCUUUAA
This is a messenger RNA of Entrophospora sp. SA101, 2103 nucleotides long. The record is from the annotation of a GenBank genome assembly. NCBI's taxonomy places the organism in Eukaryota, Fungi, Glomeromycota, Glomeromycetes, Entrophosporales, Entrophosporaceae.